UGAGCUCUCCUCGUCGCACAUCUCAACUUUACCGUCGACACCGCCGACACCGCCGUAACCAACGUGGUGGACGCCGGGGCACUUUGUGCGCUGCCCCCGGUCGGACACUUCCGAUCAGCUUCCGCACGGCAUUGUCACGGCACGUAUGCCAAUGUUGUGUUUCUAUCCGCACCGCCCACCUCCAAUAAAUACUUGGAAUUUCGCAUCCUCCGUGUUCUUCGCACUUUCUGGAUCGUCCAAUCUUGCAGAGUCGCGGCCCAUCGACACGUCUGCAACCUGUUCCAAUGAACACUAACGCAAAGUCUGCUGCCGCGACGGAGUCUCCUCUAUCCCCGACAAAGUCUUCUGAGCUGACCCACGCGCUUAUCUCUCCUCUCACACCAGAGGUGACUCCAACACCAGCGACCGCUCCUCUCCCUUCCGUCGACAUCUUCGAAUCCGAUCUGCCACCGCAGUCUGUGUGGGCUCGACGCAUCGCGUACAAUCGGUCUCGUGGGCUCUCUGUUUCCACGAUACGCGCUACUCCCGAUGGGAGUCAACCCGUGAACCGUAUAACAUCAAACCCUCUCCCUCAGAAAGCGUUUCCUUCGUUCUCUUCCUUGACCCUUGUGGAUAGCUAUGACCAGCCACCGCAAUCACGCGGCGUUUCAUCGAAGGGGCGUUCUGACAGUCCUCGACGCGGCGAUUGGGGCCUCACAUGGAGGAUUACUCAAGGAAGAUCCCAAACACCUCCUCAUGAGCCCCCAACAUCGUGGUGGAACGCUCGCGAGCCUAUCUCACGCCCUUGGGAAGACAAGCGGCACAAGUCAGUACCAUCUGAACAGACUGAGGGAUGGCUGCGGACGCGUCAGCGCGUCGCAGCAGCGGCUGUGAACGUUCUGGGCACUGCGGGGGAAGCGACCCAUGAAGUACUAGUUGUUAGCGUAGAAUUGUUGGAAUUCGCUCCUCUUCCUGGUCUCCAGGCUGCUGCACGAUCCCUACUCGAAAUUUGGGAUGCAUUGCAAAUGGUCGAGAUCAACCGCUCAGCGUGCCUGCGUCUGACUGAGCGAUGCGCAACAAUCCUCUUCUCUGUGCGAGAAGAUAUCGCUGAGGCUGGGGAUCAAGUGGGUCAGGAGUUACUGCAUCCCAUAGAGCGCUUGGUCGAUGCCUUCUCGGAGGUUCAUCGGCUGUUACAGAAGCAGAACCACAGACCGUUUAUCAAGCGCUAUCUAAACCGCGAGAAGAUUCAGAGGCACAUCGAGCGUUGUGACCGAGAACUUAACGAUGCGCUCAGGAUGUUCAAUCUCUCAAUUCAGGUUCGCAUCCUGAAACAGGUCUUGAAGGUUGAGGAACAGCAGCGCACAGACCACAUGGCCCUCCUCGAGAGACUUGCAGCUGGCCAGCUAUCCCCGCAGCCGAUCACUCUUUCAGCAUCUCCGGCCAACGCGCUCGAGCUCUCCGGCGCAGGCGAAGCCCCAAUCAAGUCCAUCGAUCAACUUCUGCUUGCUACCCCCGAGCAGAUCCGUGCUACGUUGCAGCAGGUCAUGGCGCAGCAGAACGAGCAGGAUCUCGCGAGCGACAUCGCCGAUAUGCGGCAGCUCAUGCGAAGCGCGUUGCAGGAGAACAACGACGUCGAGAUGAUCAGGGUGCUCCAAGUCGGACGUGACGAGAUGCCAGAGGCGAUCAAGGCUCUGCAGAGAGCACUAGAGGCCGAGACGAACCGCGAGAUGAUAGCGUCCGAGCUCGAGGAUACGGUGAUGGUCGCGUCCAUCAGUUCUGCUGCGGCAGGCGUCGGCGCGAACCUCACGCGGUCAAUGACGGUCGCGAGCGUAGAGAGUAAGCGGACUGCCAGCGAUCGCAGCAAUGGCUCGUACAGGAUGCCGCGUGAUACUCUUGACAGGGAAUUCAUGGAGAGCGGGAUCGAUGCACUCAGGCGCAUCAGCAUGGCGGACACUUCGUUGCCGAGCUGGGUCAUCACGCUCUAUGAGGUCGACAGGGACGAGAAGAUUGGGAUCGGGUUUUUCUCUGAUGUCUACAAGGGCACUUGGAAGGAGCACACUGUAGCCAUCAAAGUGCUCGCUGAAACUACCCCUCGCAAGCUGUUCAUCCAGGAGGUCAACAUCUGGAAGCAGCUUAAACACCCACAUGUUUUAGAGCUUCUCGGAGCAUCGUCGACGACCGCCGAUCCUCCAUGGUUCUUCGUCAGCCCCUACAUGAAGAACGGAAGUCUGGUGUCCUACCUCAAGGGAUUGCCGAGUCUGGAUGCUGUGGACGUUCUCAAGAUGACACAGGAGAUUGCAAAGGGCAUGAGCUACCUGCAUGGACAGGGCGUCUUGCAUGGUGAUCUGAAGGGAUCGAACGUCCUUGUGAAUGAUCGUGGCCACUGCGUUAUCACCGACUUCGGUCAAAGUGAGAUCAAAUCCGAGGUUUAUCGGAUUAGUGGGACGGCUCCUCCUCAUGGUACUCUUCGCUGGCAGGCGCCCGAGCUAAUGGCUGGUCAGGGUCUGUUGACCCAACAGAUUGACGUGUAUGCCUUUGGCAUGUGCUGCAUCGAGAUCCUCACGAAAGGUGGACUGCCAUGGCCACUGGCCGAUGACGAGGCUGUUCGUCACUUUGUACUCAGGGAGAACAAGAGGCCCGAGACCCCCGCGCUCCAGCGAGCAUGGCUCCCGUUCCUCGUCGAAAUCGUCCACAGUGCUUGGCAUUGGGAUCCGCAGCAACGGCCUUCAUUCACAAAGAUCGUCCGCGACAUUCAAAAGUUGCGCGAGCGGUAUUCUCCCGAUAUCAAGAGCUCUCCUUCUCCUCACUAUUUGCCAAUGUUGCUGUCUGAAGAGCAGGAAAGAAAGUCGCCGGACAUGCGCCCGGUACCGCUUCCUCCGCUGCCUCCGGAUACUACUGCCACUUUCAUCGAGGAGAACUCGUUUUCUCCCGAUGCGUCUUUCCACACUCCCAAUAACUCUUCAUUUCAUGUCAUGGAUUCUCCACCUCGUGCCUUUGAUUUUCCAUCUGAUGGUCUCGAUUUCAAUGAGCGGGACUGCGAAACGCGAUAUGAUGACUUGCCUUCGCCGCCAAUCCUUACUCGCUCAUCGUCUAUCAGCAGUCCUGACUCUCGCUCAGAGUUUGGGGUUAUGCUGGAUCCUCCUGGAUACUUGUCUCCACCGCCAAUCGACGAGACGCUAGCGGAAAUCGUCAAUGAGAGGCGAUACAGAAUGCUGUUGCAGCAUGAGUAUCAUCCAUCCCUUACGCUACCCUUGUGGACCCCGAUUCACGUUCCGUUGGGUGCGGUGGGAUACCUAUCGAGACCCUCGGGUACAUUCAUUCCGCUAUUCGAUGCUUUCAAGCCACUGGAGUCAUCGGACACUGCUACCGGCGCCAUGGCGUCACUUCAGGGUUAUGGAAACAUCCCGAUGGGUUCUUCUCGGAACGACAAGCGUGGCGUCGCUCGACGUGGGAUGGACAUGCUGCAUGCGUGGCUGGCAGCGAAGAGUGGCUCGUCAUCAGCCAUUGCCCGUCAAUAUUCGACGCCGUUGCGAGCGGGUCAUAAGACUGCCCAUCUAUUCACGGAGGCCACGGUGUAUAAUUACAUGAAAGACCUUGUGGCGGCGAAGAGGUGGUUCAAGGCGAACAUCGAUUGCAUUCUAAAGCUCUACGGUCCCGAGCACCAUCUGUCGCGGGAAGAUGUGAUUUUGGUGAUCGGCACGCUCGAUGCACAAGAUUAUGGCCUGUUCGUCAGCCACAGCCACCCAGAUGGGCAACUGCACUUCAAUGUAUAUUCUUCGCCCAAAGUUGGCCAAACCUGGGGCCACUUCUCCACGACGACCGACCCGUCGUCAUCGCUGGCCGCAGGGCCUGUGUAUGCGGAUGAGCCUCUGGAGAGCGAACGCAGCGCCAAGAAGGUCUCGUCGGUCGGACAUGGUGGUCCUUGGGACACUGUAUUGCUGGCGAGGUUGCGGUUCAAGACCGAUAGCGCAGAGCCGACGUCGCAGUGACCGCACAGCUAUUUGUUUCUGUUUUUACCCUUCACUCCAUCGGAUAUCAUACCCACCGCCCUGCGUAGAACAUUCCCUGUCGUUGCUGGGCAACAUUCUCACGCAUACCUACAUGUCACAUUAAAUACCAUUGCGCUCUGCAUUCGGCUACACCUAACUUAUGCAAUAGCUAUGGACGAACGGAAUGUGGAACACUUCUUCGCUUGUAGCAGUAGAAUUUAUCAAUACCAAUACAUCAAUGUAGUUGUGUGUAGGAAAUUCUGGCGGACAAGAAAUGUACAUGAGGCAAAGACAGC
Laetiporus sulphureus 93-53 is the source of this 4264-nucleotide messenger RNA. RefSeq lists its product as uncharacterized. The record is from RefSeq and is a predicted model, not a curated record. Lineage: Eukaryota; Fungi; Basidiomycota; Agaricomycetes; Polyporales; Laetiporaceae. Gene Ontology annotation, biological process: cell surface receptor signaling pathway; protein phosphorylation. Gene Ontology annotation, molecular function: ATP binding; protein kinase activity. Bases 285 to 3968 code for a protein of 1227 amino acids. The transcript has 12 exons.